This is a messenger RNA of Musca vetustissima, 1518 nucleotides long. RefSeq lists its product as uncharacterized. Gene Ontology annotation, molecular function: long-chain fatty acid-CoA ligase activity. The record is from RefSeq and is a predicted model, not a curated record. Gene Ontology annotation, biological process: long-chain fatty acid metabolic process; fatty-acyl-CoA biosynthetic process. NCBI's taxonomy places the organism in Eukaryota, Metazoa, Arthropoda, Insecta, Diptera, Muscidae.
AUGAUUCCAUUGGUCUCAACAACAUACGAUCCUGAACUUCGUCAGUGGUAUGGACCCAGGCGUAAAGAUAUCUAUAGUGAAAAUGCAACGCUUGGUGAAGUUAUCUGUCAUCAGUUGAAGCCAACGCAAAAAAUUAUACAAAUUCAUGAUGGGACAGGUGGAAAAAUGACAUGCGGAGAAUUGUAUCGAAAUGCACAAAUUUUGGCACAACAGCUAAUAAAAAUGAAUAUAAAUGUGGGUGAUAUCAUUGGUCUGUACGGUGGCAACAGCUCACAUGUGGUAACCCUAAUUUUGGCCUCAUUCUUAUGUGGCAGUCCGGUAAAUGCUGUCUAUGCGGGAUUUGAUAAGGAUACUUUGCUUGCCCUUUACGGUGUGACUCGUCCCAAAAUCAUAUUCUGCGAUAUUGAAAAUUAUGAAAACACCCGAUAUGUCAGUAACAAAUUAAAUCUGAACUGUCCAAUAUUUGUUAUGAAUGGUUAUUUGGAAGGAGUGAACAAUAUUAGAGAAUUGCUGAAAUUCGAAGCAGAGACAUAUUUUAGUUACCCCUGCUAUAAUUUACAUGGUAAUGACACGGCCCUGAUAGUUUUUUCUUCUGGUACAACGGGUCCGGCAAAGGGGGUGCUAUGUUCUCAUCGAGCUUUACUAAAUCAGGAGAAUGCACCACACCUGACAACAGACUCCAUUAUGUUCGGUUUCAGUCCCAUGUAUUGGAUAUCGGGUAUAUGGACUUUGAUCACCUCCCUACUCAAUGUGUGUUGUCGUAUUGUUACCGAGAACAAUUUUACGCCCAACUAUUUUCUUCAUUUGGUGGAGAAACAUAAAAUCACUCAUGUCGUAAUGAAUGCCACAUCGAGUGAAAGACCUGGUUUAAUGGUCGCCUAUGGUAUGUCCGAGCUAGGUGGUUUGACAACAAUGAAUGGCAUCGCGGCAAAGCAACGUAAAUUGGGAACAAUUGGACAGUUGGUUAGUAAUCGUGUCGUACGUAUUAUCGAUGAGGAGGGCAAACCCUUAUGUCCCAAUCAGAUGGGCCAAAUUUGUGUGCAAUUACCACAAAAUUUUUGGAAAGGUUAUUACAACAAUGAAGCUGAGACAAGAAAAGCUUUGCGGGGCAAUUGGUUGCAUACCGGCGAUAUUGGCCAUUUCGAUUCUGAAGGGUUUCUCCACUUUUGCAGUCGUGGCAAUGAUGUCUUCAAAUCAAAUAAUUUUCAAAUUUAUCCACAAAUUUUAGAGGAUUUAAUUUUGAAAUUGCCGGGUGUCUAUGAUAUCUGUAUUGUGGGUAUACCCGAUAUGGUGGCUACGAAUUUAACAGCUGCCGCUAUUGUCCAAAUACGUGAUGGAGGUCGUCGGUUGACCGCAAAAGAUAUAGAUGAUCAUGUCAAAACCAAUAUUGCCGAAAUGUAUUAUCUGCGUGGUGGAAUUUAUUUCUUUGAUGCUCUACCAAAAUCUGCAACUGGAAAGAUGUUAAGAGCAAAAUUUUUGGAAAUGGUUCUGGCAAAAAAGGGGCAGAAUCGUUUUUAG